Molecule: messenger RNA, 1338 nt
Organism: Pyrenophora tritici-repentis Pt-1C-BFP
Lineage: Eukaryota; Fungi; Ascomycota; Dothideomycetes; Pleosporales; Pleosporaceae
Product: Trichoplein multi-domain protein
Source: RefSeq, a predicted model, not a curated record
AUGGAUCUUGCUACUAAGAUUCAUCGGAAUGUCCCUUAUUCGACAAGGCAGCCCCUCAUAACACAAGUUGCAAGCAGCAUCAUGUUUGCAGAGGAUGCAACAGAAACUUUGUGUAGAUACAAAGACUGUCAAGACAUCCAGAGCGAAAAUAAUUCUUAUGUGAACCUUACCGCAGGCUCAAACACACCAAAGCAAAUCGGAAGUCCAACACCGGAACCUGAGCAAGCAUCGGUAUUGCUUCAUAGUAGACCUGUUUCCGACAGAUAUGAUGAAACAAGUACUACAGAGGCGCACAACCAGAUUAGCACGAGCGCUCUGAACUUCGAUGACACAGAGUACUAUGUGCAGCUCUCUCAUGGCUGCAAUCGGAUGAUUGAGAUUCAACAGAUGUCAUGUGCACUGGCACAGACUGUGCUUGAAAGUACUGCUGCUAAACCUGGACGGACCUCGCAACCUACAUCACACGUUCCUUUAUCAGAAUCAGAAAGUCCGUUCACAGCCCGAGAGAGUGCUCAACCAAGAUCUAGCUCCCAAAAAGAUUCUACAACUUUGCAGAGCAAAAGACACGAACCUGCAAUUGAUGCUAUAGAUCAAGUCCAACAUUUAGACGAUCUAUUGCGCCAUAAAGACCGUUCAGGCCACCAAACACCACUCCGACAUGGAAAUGACGCUUAUCCAGCCACUUCUGGAGAUGCGCCCAGAGUAGUAGAGUCGGUACAUAACAAUCUCUCGGCGUCAAUGCCGCUUCCGCUUAAGCCGCAAACCAUAUACAAUGAAGUACAAGCAGCAUAUGAUGACGGCGAAGAUCUUGUUCCGCGCGAACAUGCUCAGUCAAUACCGAGAGAGCUUCCAACUCCACCCUUAGAGAACACAAAGCCUAUAUCGCCAUCGCCGCCCUUUGUUGCUAAGGAGGAAUCUAUGCUUACAAAAUUAGAGAAGUUACUGCUUCGCAGAGAGGAAGAGCUUGAAGAUGAAAAAGAGAAAGAAAGAAACAGAGUAGAGAACGCAAAGUUCGACAGGCUAGAAAAAAUACUAAUCUCUCAGCAAGAAGCAAAGAUUGAAAAGGAGGCGGCAAGGAAAGCAGCAAAAGAAGCCGAGGAACAAGCAGUUGCAGAAGCGCGAAAGCAAGGAAACAUGGAUAAACUAGAAAAGCCGGAGAAGCUUAUCCUAGCACAGAAGGAUGAGCAGUUGAAAAGAGAGAAAGCACUCGAAGCAGUGCGGCGGGCAGAAAUGGCCGAGGUCGAUGCAAGGCAAGCUGAGAGAGCAGCCGUGCCGAUCCUGUUCGAGGACGCCAUCGGUCGGAAGUUCUCAUGCCCUUGGCAAACGUGCAAAACAUAG